AUGAUAGCCAGUUCAGCUGAACGAUUGAAUAAACGUUCACUUAUAGAUCGAAACCUUCGAAAGGCAAAACAAGACGAAAUACAAAAUCCAUAUAAAAAUCUUCGACAUGACCAAUAUGAGUUUAAGAGAAAUCAACAGUCACUUGGCACCCUUCUACGACUUUUAGCUCGAGAUAUGAAAAAUGAACGAUCUCUUCAAUUGCGUGAAAACGAAACGGAUAUUGUUAUAAGUAUUAGCAAUGAAGCGACAACUUCUGUUAGGCUCAUUUUAUUUUGCAUACGAUCUUCUGGUCAGCCCUAUCUAGUUGAUAGUAAUUUAAUAUUAAUGAAUAAAAAUGAAUUGCUAACAGUACCAUCUGAUACAAAUUACAUGAAAGUUAUCGUCGAAAAAUAUGCAGUUGAUGAGAUGUGGCAUGUUGCUUAUUCUCAUACAACAGAGAAUCCUACUAACUUAUGUUUAGUCGUUACUGGUACGACAUUAGACACAUCUGUCCACGAAUGCACAACGGAAAAAGACUAA
Messenger RNA from Rotaria socialis, 519 nucleotides. The record is from the annotation of a GenBank genome assembly. Lineage: Eukaryota; Metazoa; Rotifera; Eurotatoria; Philodinida; Philodinidae.